AGCUGCAUCCUUUACCGGUUGAGAUGUGAUCCUGAAUUGAUCCACGGCGAAAACAUCGGCCGCAUGGAGUGCGCCGUGUUGGAAGAUCAGAUAAUUAGGCGUCGCUCAAAACUACAAGAAGCUUUUUCACAAGUAUACCCACGAGCGAUCCAAGCACAUGUAGGCUUUAGAAACAGACAGAUCAUUGCCACUCUAGUAGCAGUAGCC
Amoebophrya sp. A25 is the source of this 207-nucleotide messenger RNA. The record is from the annotation of a GenBank genome assembly. Lineage: Eukaryota; Dinophyceae; Syndiniales; Amoebophryaceae.